Messenger RNA from Sesamum indicum (sesame), 2428 nucleotides. RefSeq names its product downstream neighbor of Son. Gene Ontology annotation, cellular component: nucleus. Gene Ontology annotation, biological process: nuclear DNA replication. NCBI's taxonomy places the organism in Eukaryota, Viridiplantae, Streptophyta, Magnoliopsida, Lamiales, Pedaliaceae. The record is from RefSeq and is a predicted model, not a curated record.
UGAGUAACGGCGACUAACGGCUUCUCUACUACAGGGAGGGAACCCAAAUAAUUCAAAACGAAAUCCAAAGCCAAUUUAAUAGAUUUGAGCCGCGCUCUCCCAAAUCCCGCUUCUCUUUCUCCAUCCUGUUCCAAUAUCCAUCUCCAUUCUCCACAACACUCCCUGGAACUGGAAGAUUCUUGAGAUAAUCCAGAGAAAAUUAGAGGGGGAGUAGUUUAGUUCAGAUGCCCUAGUUUUUUUCUUUUUUUUUUUAAUUUCCAGCGUCCAAUCGAUCAGUUCCGCAAGCUGAGGAUGACUAAGGUUGCUGCAGCCGGUGAAUUGCCUACGUCUAAUGCUCUUCAUUUUGGUGGUGGGGCCGUCGGAGGUGGAGGCUUGAAGAUUCAGACCACCACUAUGAAGCGGAAAACUCCUUCGGAGUUACGGGGAGAACUACUGAAGCGAAAGAACCUGGUGGAGUGCAUUGACGAAUCUUCAUCUGUUACUAGUUCGUUAAGGAAUGUAGAUGGCGCAGUUUAUGCGCCAAAGAAAUCUGAUUCAUCAAAAGCACCAAGAUUCACUCGGAUGGAUGAACAUUAUCCAGUCACUAAAACCAGUAGGCUGCUUCCCAGAAAGGAAAAUCUUAAGGAAACAUUCUCCAGCAAGUGUUUUGGCAGCUUAAAGAACUCCAGUCUUCCUAUGGAUUUUAAAGCCGAAAGUCAAAUGCAAACUGCAUGUGUGGAUAAUUCUGUUGCUUCAGAAGGCGGCAAUGACUCUUCAAAUCAAACUAACAACUCAAAUGGAAAAUACACCAGUAAUACUUUUAAGACUGUUCGAGAGUUAUCACAGGGUGGUGAUAAGUUAAAUGGCUCCUCAUCUGUGGAUAUGGGCAAAGCUUUGAAAGGGCUGGUUUCAUGUGAACCUCAUGUUGCUUCAGCUCCACCUGCUGAAUCUGAUGAUAAAACAGGAAAUAUUGUGCCACAAAGCUUUUGUCCAGAAAUCCAUAUACCUGGGCACAAGAUUCCGCUGGAUUUGACUCUAAAAACUAAUAUGCGGUUCCUUUCUUCAUCCUCCGUGAAUUGGUUUCAUAGGUUAAUAAAUUGUGCUGCCUUAAAUGGCAUGUGUCUAUCCUCGGAUGUUGGUGGUCAAGGUUGGAAUAUGACCUGCUCAGCAGAACCUAGCUCCACCGGUCAAAUAACUAAUCGUGGGACUUUCCAUUCCUGGGUGCACCCUCAAUCUACUCUACCCCGUGCAGUCAUAUCAGCAUUAACCUCUGCUCCAGGAGGGCAAGUGGACUUCCUAAGUAAACGCCAACAGACAUGGGAGGAUUCGUUUCGAAGUCUUUACUACAUGCUGCGAAAGAACAUUUGUAAAAUUUUUUAUGUGUGCACUAUCCAGUUUGUAGUAAUGUUCACUGCAUUCAGUGGUCCAAAGAAAACCAAGUGCUCUUGUCGUGCCUAUAUAUCUCAGUCAACAAGAAAUUUUAGGUCACUUCUGAAAGAACAUGAUGUGUCAUUCUCAAUGCCUCUUUGCCGCUCUAAAGUGGAAGAAGUUACUGCAGAAGACCUUGUUGAACUUUCCGAAAUUCAAAAACACAAUCUAGGCCAGACUCGAGCUAUGGAGUCCAUGACUGGUGUUGAUAACACCCCGCAAUCGUUAUUGAUGUUUACUGGGAGCAAGAAUGUACAUGCCAUGUAUGAUCUUCUGUUAAACUAUAGAUCUUUUUUAACCUCUUUGACUGGUACUGAUGUUCCUGUGCUGUAUUCACCAGUUCCCUUUCAAAACGCAGCUCUUUCUGCUCCUGAGGUUAGAUGCAAACAGGUCAGGAGGGUAGAUUACAUCUCUUCCCAGCUACAAGACUCCAAUAUGGAUAGCGAACCUACUAGAACUUCAUCUGCUGGCAUGUGCUAUAGUGUUGAAAUUAGGGAUACCUAUCUUCCGCCAUGGGUAAUUUGUGGUAUUUGUGAUGCUAUGCGUUCAAAUGGGGGUGACUUUCAAGCCAGCUUUGCGACAGAGUCCAUGUCAAUUGGCUUGAAUGUUGGUCUAGACGUAGCCAUGGACCAAACUGCUCAGCUAAAUCAGGCAGACUUGCCAUUGCAAGAAAGUUGUCAGACUUUUGAUAUUCCAAACACAAGUCUUUCACUUAGAAGGAAUUCUGCUUUUUUAAAAGGAUUGAAGUAUGGUUGUGGUUCUUACACAGCUUUUCUGUCACCAGUUGAAUGAGUCGAGAAUGUAUGCAUUUAGUUCCAUGUAUUUAGACCAACUUGCCUUCUGUAUUAUUCUGUUUAAUAUCCAGUGGUCCUAAUUAUCCAAAAAACAAAGAUAAAAGAACAAAAGGAUUAAGUGCUGCUGUUCAAUGCCAUCUUGAUUUGACUUGUACAGCUCUUCAUCCUAAUUCAAUUCUAGAAAUGGAAGGGUAAUUACUAAUUGUAUUGUAUUUGAGUGGAGAACU